Molecule: messenger RNA, 4999 nt
Organism: Phycodurus eques (leafy seadragon)
Lineage: Eukaryota; Metazoa; Chordata; Actinopteri; Syngnathiformes; Syngnathidae
Product: rho guanine nucleotide exchange factor 12-like
Exons: 35
Coding region: 558-4448 (1296 amino acids)
Biological process (GO): G protein-coupled receptor signaling pathway
Cellular component (GO): cytoplasm
Molecular function (GO): G protein-coupled receptor binding; guanyl-nucleotide exchange factor activity
Source: RefSeq, a predicted model, not a curated record
CUGACUGAGUCGAGGGGAAGAGGGCAGAGGCGAAAAGAAUUUCCUUCAGUUUUGCAUCCAUGUGAAGUUUGAAAAAAAGAAAAAGAAAAAAAAAACAUCGCCGUCGACCGAACGAGAGAGGAACGACGCGAAUGACACAGGACACGAGGGAUAACUUUGAAUUGGGGAAUUUUAUUCGGCCGAAGUUUGACACAACCGCCCCCAUCCAUGACACAACCGUGUCAUGACGGAACACUUUCCCACGGAAAAUAAAACAAAAAUACAGUCGUCUCGGGCUCCGAAGGAAAGUACACCCCGCGGGAGGAUUUUUUUAAACGAGGCAAAGAGUUUGGAAAAAUGGAACAUACUUCAAGCAAAAAGCUUGUUGAGGAGCGGCAGUUGUGAUUUUUUUCCCUUCUUCUCCUUCUUCUGCAAACACUCCCCAAGAAGAAUAUAACGGACUCUGUGUAGAUGCUUUCACGAUCCCGAAGAGACAAACCGUCUUUUAAUUACACUAAAACGGUUUUAUAAUCAUGUUAUUUGGCUGAAAAGGGUUGAACAAUAGUAAGGGAAGCCCAAUGAGUGGGACACAGACGACGCUCACUGAUAGGACCCCAAGCAUUCUCAACAAGGAUCCUCCAGAGAGGAAGCCAAAGAACGACAAAUGCGUCUCGCUCAGACACGAGUUUGACCCCACUGGCCUUGUCCAGCGGUGCGUGAUAAUCCAGAGAGAUGAAAAUGGUUUUGGGCUGACAGUGAGUGGAGACAACCCAGUGUUUGUGCAGCUGGUCAAGGAAGAUGGAGCUGCAAUGCGGGCAGGCGUCCAGACUGGAGAUAGAAUCAUUAAGGUUAACGGGACCUUAGUAACACAUUCAAACCACACGGAAGUUGUAAAGCUGAUCAAAUCCGGGUCCUACGUAGCGCUCACAGUGUUGGGCAGACCUCCGGGUCUCCCUCAGAUCCACCUGGAGGAGCACGAGGAAGACACGGUGGCUGAGGAAGAAGGCAACGGCCAACAAUCGGCGGAGAACUCGCCAGGCGAGGAUCGACGAGGCCGCGCCUCCUGCAGCCCGGAGGUGCUCCCCCACUCCUCCUUCCUUGACGGGCAUGGAUCCACGGUCUCCAGGAACACCAAAGCUGAGGAAGGGGACGGAAGCGCGUCCUCACCGGGGGACGCCGUUAGCGACGGGCUGGGCAGCAACAGCACCUCGGACACUGGCACCCAGUGCAUUGUGGGUAGCCCACCGUACCUCCUCAACCCACAGAUAAUCGGCGCAGAAGAUGACUACUUUGACUCGCAGCAGGAGCAGAUUAACGGGCAGUGCAGCUGCUUCCAGAGCAUCGACUUGGUCAAGUGUCGGCCCGCGCACCUCGCCGUUUUCCUCCAUCAUGUUGUCUCGCAGUUUGACCCCGCUCCCCUGCUGUGUUUCCUGUACGCCGACAUCCACAAGCAAACCAGCGCCAAAGAAAGCCGGCGAUUCUUCAUGGAAUUUCACUCCCUCUUUGUUGAUCGCACAGCGAAUCUUAAGGUCCCGGUGCCAGAUGCAGUCGCAGCUGAGCUCGAGAAGCGCAGACUGGAGUUAAUCCCAGAAGACGUGUGCAAACAGUGCACGCAAACCCUACAGGACUCGUUGAUGCCGGACUUGCACAAGAACCUGGACGACUUCAGACAGAAGCGCAGCAUGGGGCUGACGCUGGCCGAGGACGAGCUCUCCAGGCUGGACGCGGACGUGGGGAAAGAGCCGCUGUGCUGGGAGAGGGAAUGCUCGUGUGCCGAGCACAUUCUCUCCAAGAUUGAGGACAUCCUAUUAACGUCUCAGCCCACCGAGGAGGAAAAAUGCCAAACGAUGCAGUACGUCAUCCUCACCUACAUGAAGCACCUCGGUGUGAAAGUCAAGGAGCCUCGCGGCCUGGAACAGAAACGAGCGCGUAUCAACUUCCUGCCCAAGAUUAAGAAAAGCAUCAAGCCCGACAAGGAAGGCGAGGAGAAGGCGAAAAAGCCUCGUUUCCCCAACAUACUCGUCCCGCAACGUCGUCUGAGCAGAGUGGAUUCCACUUCAGCGGGCAAGGCCGUGGAGGUGAACAAGCAGCGUUCCCCAAAGCUCCUCCCGCAGGCGGCUUUCGGCAUCCCCGAUCCGCCUGAUUCGUCCCCCUCAAACUCCGGAAGGAUCCGCGGAAAUCACCUCAGCGAGGGUUCCGACGUUUUGAGCGCCUCGUCCACGCACAGCUCGCCCACCGCGUUGGCCUCGGACACCAGCGGGCAAGACUCGGACACCAAUGUCUCUCCGUUCUGCAUCCAGCCCCGACUGAGCGAAGCUUUGGCGUGCGGCGACAACCAAGAUGGCGUCUACAGCCCCACCAGUACGCAGUUUGACUUCAGCCCUUCCAACCUGGAGCACUUACAGGAGGAGGGAGACCACGACGCCUUCAGGAUGGAGGUGCAGUGCGCGGCGAGCGCGGCGGACGUCCCGAGCGAGGACGAGCAGGCGUGCGAGGCGGCGGGCGAGGACGACCCGCUCAACUGGCAGAGCCUGGUGAGCCGCGAUGUACUGUCCACACUCACGCCGCAGGAGAUCAAGAGACAGGAAGUCAUCAACGAGUUGUUCUACACGGAGCGGGCCCACUUGCGCAUGCUGAAGGUUUUGGACGGCGUGUUCUACCAGCGGCUCAGCAGGGACGCCAUUUUACCUCCGGACGACAUUAAGAGCAUCUUCACCAACCUGGAGGACAUCAUUCAGCUGCACGUUUCCUUCACGGAGCAAAUGGCGGCGAUCAGGAAGAGGAGCGAGACGUCUGUCAUCGGUCAUAUCGGAGAGGAUCUCUUGGCCUGGUUCAGCGGUGAGGAAGAGGAGAAGAUAAGACGUGCGGUGGCAACGUUUUGCAGCAACCAGCCGUCUGCGUUGGAGCUCAUCAAGAGCAAGAAGAAGAAGGACCAGAGAUUCACCUUGUUCAUGCAGGCGGCCGAGAGCAACCGCCUGUGUCGUCGUCUGCAGUUGAAGGACAUCAUUCCCGUGGAAAUGCAGCGAGCCACCAAGUACCCGCUUCUCUUGGAGAAGAUUGCCAAGUACACAGAGGACGACGAUGAAGCGGACAAGGUGAAAAAAGCCGGGGAAUGCUGCAAGCAAAUCCUCAACCACGUCAACCAGGCGGUCAAAGAGGCUGAGAACAAGCAGAGGCUGCUGGACUAUCAGAGAAGGUUGGACAUCUCGUCGCUAAAACCCAACGAGAACCCGCUGAUCCUGGAGCUGCGCAAUCUGGACCUGACCAAGAGGAAGAUGGUCCACGAGGGACCGCUCUCGUGGAAAGUCAACAAAGACAAGAGAAUUGAUCUAUACACGCUGCUGCUGGAGGAUAUCCUGGUGCUGCUGCAGAAGCAGGACGAGCGUCUGCUGCUCAAGUUCCACAGCAAGAACGUGGCGACAAGCGCCGCCGACUCCAAGCUCAGCUUCAGCCCCGUCAUCAGACUCGGCACCGUGCUCGUCCGACCCGUCGCCACCAACAAAAAGUCCUUCUUCGUGCUCUCCAUGUCGGAAAACGGCGCGCAGAUCUACGAGCUGACGGCUCAGAGCGUGUCCGACCAGAGGACGUGGCAGUGUCUGAUCACACAAUGCGCCGACGCGAUCAAGGCCAAUUCUCACAGCAGCGACACGCCUACGACGCCAACCCAAGGUGAGCAGGACGCUAUUGAGAUCAUAAACUGUGAGAUGGACAAGCCCAGCAAAGACGGCAACGACACUUCAGAAUCAUCUGACAUUCCGGCUGCCCCCACAACAAACCCGUUUAACGGCAGCAAGUCGGAGGACGAGGAGGAGGCCGACGAGGAAGCGGAGGAGGAGCGGGAGGAGGGCGCGGCAUCUGUAGCAGAAAGACAGCAAGGAGAGGAAGAGGAGCGAGAGGUGGAUGAGGAAGAGCUGGAGGCCUUCCUGGACGCUCAGCUGGAGGAGGACGAGGACGAGGAGGCAGAGGCGUCGUCCUCGUCUUUGGGCUCGCCGUCCUCGUCCUCCAAAGCCGAAGAAGCUCUCAGGACGCUGGUGAUGCUGAAGCAGCUCCUCUUCAACCACAUGAUGAAGGACGACUCAGAAGACGACGAGAAGAAAAAGAAGACCCCCCCGUGUCAGCCCACUUCCUCGCCCGACGAGGGACCUUCCGCCGUUUGCGUUGAUGGCGGCUCGUGCCAAAGCUUCCGAAAAGGCGACACCCUCACCGAAGCCAACGACGCUCUCAAUCCGGGCGGAGGUUGCGAGGUGGGCGAGGCGGAGGACGGCGACGGCACGGACGCGAUGGACAUGAGUAAGCUCCUGUCGUCGGAGAACGGCGGCCGACCCAACCUCAGCAGACGCCUCAUGACGCACCUGCGCCUCCUGCAGGCUGACCUGCAGUACCUCAAGGAAGUGGAGCUGAAGUACAAAGAGCUGCACGGGACGCCGACUGACACGCCAACAGACUCUGACAACGACGGGCUUCAUUGAAGACACCCUUGCUGUUUUUCUACCACUUUUUGGGUCCUGAAUGCAAUAUUUUUUUCCUCUCUCACUGCUGUCAAGCCACUGAACACUGAAGUCACGUGAUAUUAUUCAUUAUGGACAAUACCACUGCAGUUCUUUAUAUUUUUAUUUUUUACACUGGACACUCGCCAAGUACAAAACCUCGUGUAUGCGACUCCAUGCUAAAUGCUUCUCUAGCUUUGGGUACAUUAUUAUUAUUAAAAAUAAAACAUUCACAGGCUGUAAGACUGCAUGUGACAAUUUGUAGCUUUUUUCACCCUUUAAAGAAAUUUUGAUUAUAUUAAAAAAAAAAAAAAAAAUUAUGUAAACCUUUAAACGAAAUUGUUGUUAAAAGUCUUGUAAAUUAACUUAAGAUGAGAAUGUUUCUAUCAGGUAUUCAUGUUGUAACACGCAAAAAGAAGCUAAUGUACUCACGCAGUAUUAAUCAUCUUUUAGUUGUUGUUUUUUAACAAUGUUGUAUUUAUUUUUCUGUGUGCAAUGUACAUCGUCUCCUGUUAAAUAAAAAGACAAGGAUA